This is a messenger RNA of Parascedosporium putredinis, 642 nucleotides long. The record is from the annotation of a GenBank genome assembly. NCBI's taxonomy places the organism in Eukaryota, Fungi, Ascomycota, Sordariomycetes, Microascales, Microascaceae.
AUGAAGACCUCAUUCUUCUCCGCCAUUUUCCGCAGCAAGUCCACCAAGACCACCGCCCCGUCCACCGGCGGCGAGUGCAGCAUCUGCCUCGAGCAGCCCCUCCCGGCCUCGAACCCUCAGCGCACCAAAAAGGGCGCCACAGUCACCACCACCGCAGGAGACCAAGGCUCCGCGAUCACCGCCAAGGAGCAGUGGUGCAUGCUCCCCUGCGGCCACACCUUUGGCCACAAGUGCCUCCGCCAAUGGCUCGGCUCCUCCCACGGAAACCGGGUGUGCCCUCUCUGCCGCGACCCAGCCAUCCGCAUCUGCGGGCACCCCGUAUCGCCCGCCCCGGUGCUCUCCUCCCACUUCAUCCGCCGGCGCCUCGAAACCCGCCUUCUGCGCCGCGGCCUCGAGAACCAGAGGCUCACCAAGUGCUCCUUUUGCGUCUCUAACAAGGAAACGCCCCACGACACCCUCCUCGCCAUGUUCGGCAAGCACACCGCCGCCGUCGACUGGGCCGCGCACCGCAGAUACCACAAUCGACUCGUCGAGGCGCGCUGGAAGGCUUGGUGGGACUCUCAGACGCCCAAGGGCCCCAGGAUUGAGGCCGAGACCGAACGCGAGGAGCAUACUUUUGCCCUCCAGAUCUGCCUCGUCUAA